AUGUCGGGAGCCGUCAACUACCUCAAUACCCUAACUCUCGACGUUGGCGGACGCAAAUUCAAGGUCUCUACCGACGUUCUCACCUCCGAGUCUGGUCUCUUCCGCCACCAGCUGGACGGUCGCUUUGCUUGGACGCCCGAGCCCGAUGGAUCUUACUUUCUAGACGCAGACCCAGAGUUAUUCGAGUACCUCCUCGCAUUCAUGCGACGACCUGAAGUGUUCCCGCUGUUCUACACGAAGACCGAUGGUUUCAACUACAACCUCUAUAACCGACUUGCAGUUGAGGCCAAGUACUUUCAGAUCGACGCACUACACGACUGGAUCAAAGACAAGAGGUACCUCAGUGCAAUCUCUGUCCACACACACAGUAGCGUCACCCACGACCUAGCUACUAUUGGCAUUACAGGCUUUAUGAGCGCCAUCGAUGAAGAGCGUCAUGUGGUGAGUUGCGUUAAAAAGGUCUACUUGUGUCCACGCCAGAUCGUAGUUCACCGAGGACGUCCGGAGCAGUGUGGCCACGCUUGUCGCAAAAAACAAGCUGAGAAUCCGGUCAUGUAUGACGAGGAGCCGUGUGUGCACCUUGUGCGUGUGAAGAAGGACAUCAUCUUCGAUGAGAAGGUAUGUCAAUUGACUUAA
Molecule: messenger RNA, 636 nt
Organism: Macroventuria anomochaeta
Lineage: Eukaryota; Fungi; Ascomycota; Dothideomycetes; Pleosporales; Didymellaceae
Exons: 2
Coding region: 1-636 (211 amino acids)
Biological process (GO): protein homooligomerization
Molecular function (GO): protein binding
Source: RefSeq, a predicted model, not a curated record